UACCCCGGGCCACUUCCUCGGGAGCGCGAUCCCGUGCCCUGACCGCCCCGCGCUCCAGCACCGAGCAGGGUUCUCGACCUCGGCUCUCCGUACGCCCGCCUCCGGCAGUGGUUUCUCCCCGACCCGGGCCCGACUCGUCCGAAGGAGGCCCGCCCAGGCUUCGCUCUGCCCUCCCUCCGCGCGGGGCUGACGUGGAUGUCAAAGCCUGGGGAGCUUGUUGUACGCGAAGUGCGGGGCCAACGUUGCUGGGCGAGCGCUCCCUGGGGAACCUGUUGGUCCCAGCCGGCGCGGCUUCGGUGUAGUGCGUGUCAGGGCACAGACGGGCAGGCCAGGCCCUCCCCAGGGCGGGUGACGGGUGACUGCCGCUCUCAUUCACAGUCGGUACAUUUCCACGACGCCUGUGAACCGAGGCGUCAACCAGGACCAGCACUUGGCCUUCCUAGAUCCCGAAAUCCAUCGAGAGAGAGCCACGCAGUGUCCCAAACACUCCCCACAAACCCUGGUUUGGGGCAGAAAAGAAAGAUGUCAUUCCGUAAAGUGAACAUCAUCAUCCUGGUCUUGGCCAUUGCGCUAUUCCUGCUGGUUUUGCACCGGAACUUCCUUGGACUGAGCAAUUUGCUACGGAACGAGGCUUCAGAUACCGGGAUUUGGGGGCUUCAGCCCAUAGACUUUGCCCCCAAUGCCCCCCAGCCUGCAGUCGACAGGUGGCCCGAAGAGAUUCCUGUGGUCAUUGCUGCAUCGGAAGACCGGCUGGGCGGGGCCAUUGCCGCCAUCAACAGCAUCCAACACAACACCCGCUCCCAUGUGGCUUUCUACAUCGUGACCCUCAACGGCACAGCCGACCAUCUCCGGUCCUGGCUCAACAGUGGUUCACUGAAAAAUAUCAGGUACAAAAUUGUGGAUUUUGACACUAAGCUUUUGGAAGGGAAAGUAAAGCAGGAUCCUGUCCAGGGGGAUUCUGUGAAACCAUUAAUCUUCGCAAGGUUCUACUUGCCUGUUUUGGUUCCCAGUGCGAAGAAGGCCAUCUAUGUGGACGAUGAUGUGAUCGUGCAAGGUGACGUUCUUGCCCUUUACAAUACACCACUAAAGCCAGGACAUGCAGCUGCAUUCUCAGAAGAUUGUGACUCAACUUCUGCUAAAGUUGUUGUCCGGGGAGCAGGAAACCAGUACAACUACAUUGGGUACCUGGACUAUAAGAAGGAACGGAUUCGUAAACUCUCCAUGAAAGCCAGUACCUGCUCUUUCAACCCUGGAGUUUUUGUCGCAAACCUCACGGAAUGGAGACGACAGAACAUAACCAACCAGCUGGAGAAGUGGAUGAAGCUCAACGCAGAAGAGGGGCUGUACAGCAGGACCCUGGCUGGGAGCGUCACCACCCCUCCCCUGCUGAUCGUCUUCUACCAGCAGCACUCCACCCUCGACCCCAUGUGGAACGUCCGCCACCUUGGCUCCAGUGCUGGAAAGCGGUAUUCACCCCAGUUUGUAAAGGCGGCCAAGCUACUCCACUGGAACGGGCACUUUAAGCCGUGGGGAAGAACUGCCUCCUAUGCUGACGUAUGGGAAAGAUGGUAUAUUCCUGAUCCAACAGGGAAGUUCAGCCUUGUCCGAAGACACAUGGAGGUAAACUGAGAGGGGCUCCUAGUCACAGAUGUUCCCGGGAUAUCCUGGGAGACUGAGGACAGUGGCUGGGCUUCAGGGCCCACGGAAAACUGAACUGCGCUGCUACAAGCCCGGUGUAUCCGCGAGUGCUUCCUUACACCGUGGAAGGAAGAUGGUGGACUGAUUCACAUUGAAAACCUUUCUUUGGCUUGAAUGUAUUACCUCGUGACUUGAUGUGUAAAUAAAGUGAAGUGAGCCCCCCA
Messenger RNA from Echinops telfairi (small Madagascar hedgehog), 1862 nucleotides. It is a transcript of the gene GLT8D1, whose product is annotated as glycosyltransferase 8 domain containing 1. The coding region runs from base 196 to 1629 and encodes 477 amino acids. NCBI's taxonomy places the organism in Eukaryota, Metazoa, Chordata, Mammalia, Afrosoricida, Tenrecidae. The transcript is spliced from 10 exons. Gene Ontology annotation, cellular component: Golgi apparatus. Gene Ontology annotation, molecular function: glycosyltransferase activity. The record is from RefSeq and is a predicted model, not a curated record.